Salvelinus namaycush (lake trout) is the source of this 481-nucleotide messenger RNA. Its product is annotated as cytochrome c oxidase subunit 6C-1. Gene Ontology annotation, biological process: mitochondrial electron transport, cytochrome c to oxygen. The transcript is spliced from 4 exons. Lineage: Eukaryota; Metazoa; Chordata; Actinopteri; Salmoniformes; Salmonidae. The record is from RefSeq and is a predicted model, not a curated record. The coding region runs from base 141 to 371 and encodes 76 amino acids.
UUUGCGUGUCUUGGAUUGGCCACUUUAUUUACUCUGAUUGUCCCUUCGCGACACCAGUAGUAUUCUUUCCGGAAGAUCAACGCCUCAGAGCCGCGCUAACAUAUUUUGGUGAAGGUCGUUAGUUCUUCUUGUACUCCACAAUGUCUCUGGCUAAGCCUGCAAUGCGAGGACUCCUCGGGAAGCGUCUGAGGUUCCACCUGCCCAUCGCCUUCGCCCUGUCAGUGGUGGCUGCAGCAGCUUUCAAGUACGGUGUAACAGAGCCAAGGAAACAGGCCUAUGCCGAUUUCUACAAACAAUACGAUGCCACAAAGGAGUUCAACAACAUGAGGGAAGCUGGCAUUUUUGAAAGUGUCAGGCCAACUGGCAAAUAAACCCCUGUUGCAUCCCAUUGUGCAUUCCUGGUCUGAUGUUCCUGCUCUGUGAUUUACUGAUCGAACAUUGCUGUUAUGUUCUCAUAAAUAAACUAUCCUCUCUAUGGGUG